Molecule: messenger RNA, 966 nt
Organism: Fonsecaea monophora
Lineage: Eukaryota; Fungi; Ascomycota; Eurotiomycetes; Chaetothyriales; Herpotrichiellaceae
Exons: 4
Coding region: 1-966 (321 amino acids)
Source: RefSeq, a predicted model, not a curated record
AUGCCGUCUGCCAUCUUACAAGAACCGAAGCCCGACGAGCCACGACGUGUGCCACUGGCGGAAGAAGAUGUCAGGAAGGGAUCCUACUCGGCGCCAGCCCUGCAGAUGGCCCUUGAAGGCCUACAUCAGGACGGGAUGGUUGUGCUCAAGGGCGUUGUGGAUCCUAAGCACUGCGACAUCCUGCACAAACAUAUGAGCGGAAAGAAACUGCAGAAUGCUGAUGAAUGCGUCGAGGAUCCAGCGAAUAUAUUACAGGCACCUCCAUUCACGAAGCCAGAGCUGUUGUUUGAAGAUGUCCAUUUCAACCCAUAUCUCGGGGCCAACCCCAAAUGGAUCAUGUCCACGGGCAACAACGCCCUCGCCGGUACAGGUGGCCUUCGGCAGCCCGUCCACAAGGACACGCGCUUCCGCCACCCAAAGUGUCCGUUCGUCAUCGUGGCCAACACAGCGCUUAACGACUUCACCCUCGAAAACGGCGCGACCGAGUUCUGGCUCGGUUCACACGCCUUCACCGACGAGCGUGAUCAGACCGUCGCCACGCCGGAGACGGUCUUUGGGAAACAACGGAUCGGCACGCCGUCGUGUCCGGUGCUCGAGGAGGCUAUUGAGGCCCGACGAGCCGUGAGGCCGCCUGUGCGGGCGACCAUGGAUAAAGGGGAUGUGAUGUUGAGAGAUUUCAGGACGUGGCACGCCGGAAUGCCCAACGCGACGGAACAGGAUAGGAUCAUGGUCGCGCAGAUUUGGAUGGCACCGUGGUACCCGAACUUCAUCACCCGUCUCAACCUCCCCCUCUCCCAGUCCGAGUGGUUCCAGAGCCGGGCCAACAAACUCCCCAUGGAGAUCAUGGCCAACUAUAUCGCCGACGACGCCGUCGAGUUCGACCAGCACCGCGACAACUUCUCCAUGGAGCCGAGUCAUUACCUCGACUACUACGACACGGCGCCGCAGAAUUAUAGAUAUGAUUGA